ACUCAAACCAACAACCCGUCCCCCGGCCUCUCUCUCUCUCUCUCUCGUUUACCACUUUACGUGUCUGUGGCUCUCUGCUCCGAACCCGUUCAUUACUGACGACCUUUUCAAUCCAGUCACAAAUAUAUAGUUUCACUCUUAAAGGGCAGAAUUACCUCUGUGAACAACUCGGCUCUGUAGCUUCUGGCCAACUGGAGGAAACAGGGAAGUUUUUUCCAGGGACUAUUUUCAGUCAUGGAUUAAUACACAAGUGAUGCUGCGUCGUGAGGAUCUACAGCGGCUGGAGGUUUAAUUCUGAAUUCUAAAUAAACUGUAGUAUCCAUGUUUUAAUGUUACCGAGGCUCAAUGAUGUGUUUUUGAUAGUUGUGGUGCAGAGUGAUAAGUUCCUGUUUGCUGUCCCCAGACUCCUUCUCUCUGGCCGGAGCUCCUCUGGGGAUCUGGAGGAGGAUGGAGCGAGGAGGGGAGAGUCCCAUCACCCAGGACAGCCCUGAGCGGAGGGGGGGCAGCCCCGACCUCAGCGGCCUCCCACCUCCAGGGAAGAAGGGGCGCUUCGAGCUCAACGGGAGCCCCCCCGGACCCCGCCUGCGCCACAACGGAGCGCCGCUGAGGCCCCUGGGAGGUCUGAUGAUCCCGGUGUUCUGCGUGGUGGAGCAGGCGGACGGAGGGAUUCAGGCGGACGGGUGCGAGGGGAGGGAUGAGCACGCCGAGUUCGUGCUGGUCAGGCGGGACAUUCUCUUCUCCCAGCUGGUGGAGACGGCUCUGCUCGCACUGGGCUACUCCCACAGCUCCGCGGCACAAGCCCACGGCAUCAUCAAGGUGGGAAGGUGGAACCCUCUGCCCAUCCACUUCCUGUCCGACGCUCCGGAGGCGACCGUGGCCGACAUGCUGAUGGAGGUUUACCACAUGGUCACGCUGCGUAUUCAGCUACAAAGCUUCUCGAAGCUGGAGGACCUUCCCUGUGAGCAGUGGAACCACGCCACCGUCAGGAACGCUCUCAAAGAGCUGCUGAAGGAAAUGAACCAGAGCACUCUGGCCAAAGAGUGUCCUCUAUCACAGAGUAUGAUCUCCUCCAUCGUGAACAGUUCUUACUAUGCCAACGUCUCCACGGCCAAGUGUCAGGAGUUUGGACGCUGGUACAAGAAGUAUAAGAAGAUGAAAGUCGAUUAUCUGGAGAAGAUGUGGUCAGGACGAGACGCUGCUGACAUCAAAAUCGAGCGAGACAACAUGGCCGACUUCUGUGUGCUGGGUCAGAGACCCCCUCCUCACCUGGCCGGCCUGGCCCAGCUCAGUCACCUGGGAGCGGGCAGCCCACUCCUCAAAGCUGUGCCCGGAGACCUGAGCUCGCAGCCCCUGCAGCAGCCUCCGCCCCCCCAGCAGCAGCCCUCGCCACACGGCCCCCAUCAUCACAGCCCUCCUCUGCGCACGGGCCAGGUGCCUCCUCCGCCCCCGCCGCCCCCGCCCGGCGCCAUGCAGCCCCUGCUGGGGCCAGGUGGGCUGCUGUCGCCUCAACUGUCCCCGCAGCUGGUACGUCAACAGCUCGCCAUGGCCCACCUCAUCAACCAGCAGCUAGCCGUGAGCCGCCUGCUGGCCCACCAGCACCCGCAGGCCCUCAACCAGCAGUUCCUCAACCACCCGCCCAUCCCUCGGGGCUUGUCCAAAGUCGGCGGCGACCAUCCAGGGAGCAACCCCUCAGCCGCCGAAGUCUCCUCUGAAAUCUACCAGCAGGGUUUGCUGUCAGAGAUCCUGAGGAAGGAGGAGGACCCUCGCACGGCCUCCCAGUCGCUGCUGGUCAAUCUCAAAGCCAUGCAGAACUUCCUCAACCUGCAAGAGGCCGAGCGAGACCGGAUCUACCAGGAGGAGAGGGAGCGCACCAUGAACCCCACGGUCGGCCUCCCUGCCUCCAACUCCUCCAACCCCGGACCUCCACGCCUCUCACAGAAAGUGUGGGAGAGAAGCCUGGACGACCAGAUAACCCCUGAUACCUGGGCCUCCAUCUGGAAGAACAAGACUAAGAUCUCCAACUCGCCCAAACCGUCCUGUCCGGCCGCCGAGCUCCCGCUGAAGCUGGAGUCGCUGGUCAACAUCACGUCGGGCGUCUACGAUGAAAUCCAGCAGGAGAUGAAGAGAGCCAAGGUUUCCCAGGCUCUGUUCGCCAAAGUGGCCGCCAACAAGAGUCAGGGCUGGCUGUGCGAGCUGCUGCGGUGGAAGGAGAACCCCAGCCCGGAGAACCGCACGCUGUGGGAGAACCUGUGCACCAUCCGCAGGUUCCUGGCGCUGCCGCAGGCCGACAGAGACCUGGCGUACGAGGAGGAGUCCAGACACCAUCACUCCGAGAGGCUGCACACCGUCCUCCACCUGCCGCAGGAGACACAGCUGUUCUGUCUUUCUCGUCAGGCACUUCACAGGCCGCCCCCGGUGCCGAUGAAGGAGCACCGCCUGUCUCCGAUGCGGGAGGAACCAUUGUCUGCCGCGGGGAACGAGGACUGCUCACAGAAUGUGGGGUCAGGGCCGGGCGGAUGUCCCGGCUCUGUCGGCAGCGCCGGGAGCAACAAGAAGCCACGAUCACGCACUAAGAUCUCCCUGGAGGCCCUGGGUAUGCUGCAGAGCUUCAUCCAAGAUGUCGGCCUGUAUCCGGACCAGGAGGCCAUCCACACCCUGUCGGCCCAGCUGGACCUGCCCAAACACACCAUCAUCAAGUUCUUCCAGAACCAGCGCUACCACGUCAAGCACCACGGCCGCCUGAAGGAGCUGUGUGAGGGGGCCGCCGCCAGCGGGGGGGUGGACGUCAGCGAGUACAGAGAAGAAGAGUUGCUGUCGGGCUCCGAGGACCCAGAGUCCAGUGAGGAUGGAGCUGAGGACCUCUACCAGUCCACAGAGGGUAACGGUGGGAGCACAGGAGGCCUGAACCAGCCUUCAGCAGCCUCCGGCUCCAGCCAGUCAUCCUCAGGGGCCGCCGGGGCUCAGGAGGAGGGAAAGGACAAAGGUCACAGCCGGCCAGGGGCCCACAUGGCCCCCGGGAGCUCCUCCUCCAGUCCUAGAGAGCCGGCUGACUACCAGAGGUAGAGACUGACAAACAGAGAGGACAGGAGACGGGAGAGAGGGAGGAGAGUCUACGAUGAAUACGGCUGCACAGAAACUGAAUGAGACAGAAACGUCUCUGUAGGUUCACAUCAAACAAGGAAACCAUUCGACUGAAGACUGAGACAGACUCGUUAUCGUGACAAUCCCAGUGUCACACCUGUGAAAACCUGAGAUGUGGAGUGACAGUACCUCAGCCAAAGACAGCAGGUUCACCACGUAACUGUGAAACAGCUUUUACACAAAUGUUUAACGCUUCACUCCAGACUUCUAUCAGCAGGUGAGGCUCCUGCAGUUCAGGCCUCGGACCGGCAGACAGGCACAAACACCGAACCAACCACAGACCGUUCAGUCAUCAGUCAUCAGAGGAGCCGUGGUCCCUGCUCCUCCUCUCUGACGUCCCAGCACUGUCCCACAGGACGUGCUGAUUGACCUUUGACUGACUGGAUCCCGGGUCCCCUCCGACCUGUGAGAUCCUGUGAAUCCUCAGGACACACACUGAUGUUGCUAACGCUGGCGCCUGCUGCGGACUCGCUCUUCAUCUUGUAGCUUCGCUGCAUAGUGGAGGAAAAAAAAAAAAGUGUAGGAAGAAGAAGAAGGGGAAACGCCCACCUGCCGCCCCGCCCCGCCCUCUUCUCACCGUCUCACCCCAGAGUCACUACCAGUCCUAUCAAGCACUUACUGUUCACAGAGACACUGACGUAUUGUGGAUGUGAUGACCCCUGUCCUCCCUCGGCCUGGCAGGAGGACGGUGGACGGGAGGAUGUGGCGCGUGGGGACACUCGGGGCUCUGAACCCUCGCCUGGCACCGCCCGCACACGUGUGGCGAGGAGAAAAUGUCCAGAACGCGAGGACAGAGCUGAGAUUCACUAACCGAACAAUCAGCCACUUUAUGUGCGGUCGUCCACCCCUUCCACUCGUCCUCUCUCGCUCUCCUCCUUUCCCUCUCUCUAAUUGGUGCCCACGGUCUUGUGUUCACCACACCUACCCGCACUUAAACUUCACCAACCCUAUUUAUUGCUAUCUUUAUCCAUGAUUAUUAUUAUCAUUAUUGUUAUUAUUGUUGUUAUUAUGGUUAGAAUUGCUGUCAUCCUGUGCUAUUUUUAGGUUUUAUUUCCAUGGUUUUUUAAAUAUUGGUUUUCAGAACUGGGCGGUUGUUUGGGUAACAAGAGACACUGAGAGGACGCUGCCCUAAAAGACGAAGACAAGAAGACAAAGAGAAGAGUGGAAGAAAAUAGUAAAGAAGCAGUUACUGAGUGUUACUGGGUAAAAAAAAGAAUAAAGUCAAGUGAGCGUCAUGCUGUAUUCUGCCAGUUUUUUGUAUGGUUCAUUUCCCAAAAACUAGUAAAUAACUUGUUGAAAAGAGAAAAAGUUGAAUUAAAACUGUAUUUUUUGUUUUUGCUGCAGUUGAUGACAAUCUGAUUCUUUGAGCCAUGAGAGAGAAGUGGCAGGUUUGACUCUGCUCCUCACUUCUAAAUGUCUGUAAAUACCCAACAUGGGAUUAAUUAUUUUAUUAUUAUUGGUAUACUUUCAUUUCUUAUUUUGCAGGAGUAAAGUCUUUUGAGCCACUUUGGAGAAGGGUGAUGUUUCAGGAAAUUUAAAUCAAAAAAAAAAAAAGCAAAAGGAAUUGAAACGUCUUAAUUUGUGUGUCCGGUGCAGUUGUGUGUAAGUUUGUGUAUCGAUGUGUGACGGAUGGACGGCGGGGUCGGACUCUCCUGAUUGGCUGCUACGCUCCAAACAGAUAACUCCUCCGAUCACUUGAUGAUAACUGUGCUUCUUCUGUGUGACAGGAAUCAGGGUUUGACUCAGACGCAGUUCCUACGAAAACUUCAUUCAUCCAGUGUUGAAGUGAAUUAAAAUUUGUGAAUUCA
Molecule: messenger RNA, 4949 nt
Organism: Platichthys flesus (European flounder)
Lineage: Eukaryota; Metazoa; Chordata; Actinopteri; Pleuronectiformes; Pleuronectidae
Gene: satb2
Product: SATB homeobox 2
Exons: 13
Coding region: 448-3063 (871 amino acids)
Biological process (GO): chromatin remodeling; regulation of transcription by RNA polymerase II
Molecular function (GO): RNA polymerase II cis-regulatory region sequence-specific DNA binding; DNA-binding transcription factor activity, RNA polymerase II-specific
Source: RefSeq, a predicted model, not a curated record